UUCCAGAUGAGGUGACAUAGCACCUUUGCUUUGUGGAGAUGCAACCUGAAGCUGAAUAGGUUCUGUCAGCUGGAGAGAUGACAGUGUAUUGUGAGCAAGAGGACAUGACAGGAGCGAGAAGUUCUAAGAGUGCAAGAUUGGUGUUGAGUUGUGAAUGGGCCUCAGAGGUAGAAAUUUUGGGAGUCCAGUGGUGGACUCGAUGCCUGCUGCUUCUGUGUCUAACUGCAGCCAAUUUUAGCAGCAUGGUAAUUAACCCAGUAGAGAAUUGUCUGAUUGUGAGAGCUUAUAACAGUGGUUGGCAAAUUUGUCUAUAAAAGGACAGAUGGUCAAAUUUUAGGCUUAGAGCAAGGGGACAAGUGGUAAGAAGUGACCUCUGAGAGGUGUGGAGGCUCCUAACUGUGUAAGGACCUUGCAGGCUUUAAUAGGAGUUUGGAUUUUUUUGUUAUUGUUUAUAGAAGGGAUGCCAUAUGAUUUUAAUAAGGAAGGAGUAAGGCACGUAGACUCUGGAGCCAGACAGCACCACUUAACUAGCAAUGAGACCUGGGUAAAUUAUUUAAACUUUCUUUACCUCAGAUUUCUCUUAAGGAAAAUGGGAAUAAUAAUAGAGCUUCCCUGUGGGGUUGUCAGGAAUACUACAUGAGUUAACACACAUCAAGUGCUUAGAACAUUGCCCGGAAGAGUAAGCAGUAAAAUCUCAUAGAUAUUAUCUGUACCUUGUGGUAUAUUCCAAAUUUUCUAUAGUGAAACUACAUUUAAUGAAAAAUUAUAUAUAUAAACUAUAAAACAAAAGUGUUAGAAAUACAGUGAGAGUCUAAGAAAUACUAUUAGAGUUAAGAAACUUUAAUUUGCUAUUCUCAUUUUGUGAGAGUUCAAGUACCUGUACUUUGGUGUUCUUUGCAAGACGUAACUUAGCUAUCCAUGAAUCAGGGACUGGUUAAAUGAAUCAUGGCCUAUCUGCAUGAUAGGAAACUAAGAAGUUGUUAAAGUGACUGUGGUGUAUCUAAAGGUAUUGGUUUGGAAAGACUCCCGUUGUUGAUUACUUGUGCCUGUUUUUGAGCUUUAGAUCAGUUGAAUCAUAUAUUAUAUUCUCUUGUGUGUCUAGCUUUUACUCAGCGUUCUAGUGAUGAGAUUCAUCCUCGUGUGUAGCAAUAGCUAGUUUAUUCUUAUUGCUGUGUAGUCUUCCUUUGCCUCAAAAUAUCAGUUUAAUUGUUUAUAGCUUGAAUUAGUCUUAUAAUGAGAAAAAAUAUACACAUAGUCUAGAAAAGUAAAAUUUGGUCGAAGUUAUAGCUCAAAUUGGAGGUAUUUUAUAGCUUAAAAAUUUCCAAUAUUAGCCUGCAUAUAUCUAACUUGAAAGUUAAUUCUCCCUUCAUUCAGACUGUCAUUACUGCUCUGGCUCAGGUGGAUAAAGGAAACCAGUGUUCUCAUUAAUGCACCCCUUUCGGUACUGUGAGGCCAGGGUUCAAAUCCCUACUACAAGAUAGAAUAUGAUUGCAUCACACUCCGUGUCUUUUUCUAGUUACAGAGUUAAAUGACUCGGAACCAUAACCAAGCCUACAUAAUUCCAGAAGAUUUUUUGGCUUAUAUUUAUUUAGGUUUAAUAUAAAAUGAACUGCUGAAGCAAUCAUAAUCUUAGCACUGCAGUGACUGUAGAGAUCAUGUUAGUUUUCACCUGGAUUUUGAGUGGUCUGCCCAACCCACGGUAUGGUGGGGGCCCAAGCUAGAACAGACUCCUCACUCACGUUUGGAGGUCUGCUGCCUCCCUAAGUAAAAAGCCUGUGGAGAGUCCUUUACAGAAGCUAUCAGGAACCCUGUUUUCUUGUUUCAGCAUUUACUCUGUACCCUUUAAAUCGUAAAGCAUUCACUUCACGAUUUGGAACCGUGUUUGAUCUUGAAACCUAUUCCUAGGUGUGGGCAAUAUAGCCCUUUAAUUUUUAAAGGUUAAUUCUAAGUCACAAAUGGAAAUUUUCUCGUUUUGUCACUUCCUAAAAUUCAACGAGGACUCCAGUUCAUUUUGAGUUGGCACUGUGAGAAGAUAGCCAUGCUAAGUUUAUUAAGGUAGUGUGUAAAGUAACUUUUUUAUGCAUUACUUUUCAGGAGUAGAAGGUUUACCAGUCAUAGGUGACCAAGCAAUUUUACAAAUAAACCCUCCAGCAAGUUUAACAUUAAUUAAACUCAGAGGAAGUGAAGUUGCUUCUAUUGCACAAAGAUGUCUAGCUGCUCCAGUGACGUCGAUGUGGUAAGAACUCGAAUAUCUGCUUGUGAUGAUGAUAACAACAGUGUUCUUUAUGCAUUUGAACCAAAUACUACAUGUGUUAAUGAUCAGGAAAGUGCCCAGUCUGAGGCAUCCUUCGUCGAAGAGCAACCAAAUACAAUUCAGGAUGUUCUGACUCAUUGCCAGGACAUCCACACUGCUGUUCAAAACCUGGAUAAGAAGUUUGAUAUCAUUAAUGGAAAGGUUUCAAAAAUUCACCGUGCUCGUGUGAAAUCAUUGUGGCAAAUUCGUAAGCCACUUGGAUAUGCAUACAAAAAAUAUAAUUACCAGAUUUCUAGAAAGACGAGAGUGCAGAAAACGAAGAAGAAGGAGCUUUCUGCUUCUCCUUCUUCAGCGUCUUAUCCUAUAAGUUACAGCCCAACUUCACCAGUAGCAAGGCCACAAAAUUCCCAGAUCAACGAUAUAGGAUCACCUUACCAGUCAGAGGGUUCCCCAGACCGGGACCGGGAAUCAUUGUACCAGGAUCAGGAGCUGAGCCUCAGCCAGAGUCCAUCGAUUCCGUCUGUCUUCACAAAUUCAUAUCAGUCGUAUUAUUCACCCAAUGAGACAACGCAGAGCUGCCCUAACCUGCCCUGCUUUUCCAGCCCAGGGGCUCAAAGCACCAGCAGUCUCUUAUCUGCCCAGCCUUCCAUAACAAUGUCUGCACCCGCGCUGGACCACGACAUACCCAGUCCAGCUCAAGACCCUGAGAUGAUGGCUUACCCAUCUUUGCUGGAAGAUAAGAGCCUUGACCAUACUCCUCCCCCAUCUUUCUGCGACCCUACUGGCUUCAGUGAGUGUGGUAUGACACAUAUCACAAGUCUCACUGUUUAACCUAAAUUCCACAACAUCCUUGGUGCAAGCUAGUGGAAGCCUUUCGUUUCAUAUUUUGAGGACUGGUUUGGGUGAUAUUCAUAAUAAUGCCAUAUUUAUUGAGUGUCCCAGACACUGUGUUAAUCAACUGAUAUCACCCUUCUCCACUAAUACUCAUAAUGAUCCCAUUGUGAGUUUUUAGCCUUGUUUUCUUUACCGUUUCCCUGAGUAAAUACUCAAAAUGUCCCUAAAAUGGCCAGAACCCAGAUGAUGGGAAAGAAGAGGUACACCUGUGUCUACUUCACACAAAAAAAGAUUAAACUUGAGUUGACAGUCCUUGGUGAGAGACACAAAUCUGCCUAGCGAAUUACAAAAUCCACCUCUUAUCACACACUAACUUUGGGGAGCUGCGUGCUCUGGUUGAGUAAGCAAAAACUUGUCUAGACACAAAGAAAUUUCAGUGCAACUUAGUGAACAGCACAGCCAAAACUAUUUGAGGUCUGAGCACUUAAAUUGUUUCAUGGCUCAGUUAUGUCUUUUUUCAACAUAUAACCCUUCAGCCAAAAUAUCUAUUACUAGCAAUUAAACUUGAGAGAGGUAUUGAAUAUAAUGUUAAUGUUACUUCUAACUUAGCUAAGCAGAAAAUAAUCUUGUUUUCUUCAAAAUUCAGAUAAGCAUUUAAGUUUUAAGAGAGAAAUUUAAAGAGUAAUGCUGAAAAUGUCCAUAUUGAAUUCAUGAGA
Molecule: messenger RNA, 3804 nt
Organism: Pteropus alecto (black flying fox)
Lineage: Eukaryota; Metazoa; Chordata; Mammalia; Chiroptera; Pteropodidae
Gene: SCML1
Product: Scm polycomb group protein like 1
Exons: 5
Coding region: 2207-3085 (292 amino acids)
Source: RefSeq, a predicted model, not a curated record